AUGGACUCAAGGAAUUAUUCCUCAUUCACUGAUCUUGUACGGGGGAAUAUUAAUCUUGAGGAUGAAAUUUUCGAUGUAUCUGAAAGUAGUCCCCUGUUAGUCGAAGAUUCUCCACUAAAUGAUGAAGUUGCCACUUCUAAGAAAAAACAAGCACGUGGUGUCAACUUCAGUGCUAAGGAAGACAAGCUGCUUGUAGCAGCAUGGUUCAAUACCAGUGUCGAUCCUAUGUAUGGUAAUGAGCAACAUAAAACAACAUUUUAUGGCAAAGUUGUGAAAUACUUUAUGGACCACAAGACUGAUUCUACACGUAGUGUUGCAUCCCUAACAACCCGAUGGGGAACAAUUAAUAGGGAAACAGUUAAAUUUAUUGGGUCCUUAGCUAAAAUUGAAGCAAAGAAUGAAAGUGGAACCACGGCUCAUGACAAGAUUGAGAAAGCAAAGGAAUUCUUUAAAGAAAUUCACGGUUUCGUUUUUCAAUUGGAACAUUGUUGGCUAAUCUUGAAGGAUUAUCCAAAGAGGGCAUCUACUAUGCCUAGGGGAGAUUCAAGAAAAGAAAUGCCUCAAACUCCAUAUUUAAUAGAUCAAGGAGGGGGGGUUGAUGGCAUUAUGGAUUUCGAGAGGCCAAUAGGUAGAAAAGCUGAAAAGGCUAAUCGAAAGAGAAAAGAUGAUGGGAAAGAUAUUGCAACGGAAUAUUUGAAAAAGAAAAUGAAAGUUCUUGAAGAAGGUUGUGUAGCCAAAAAAGAGAGAGUACAUAUCAAAGCGGAAGAGGUUCGCUUCCAAGAGUUGAAAGAGAAUGAAAGAAUUAUGAUGCUAGACACAAGUGGCAUGAACGAAGACCAAAAAGCUUUUUAUGAUGGACUUAAAAAGGAAAUCCUUGCAAAACAAAGAUCAAGCCAUUCGUUGGGUUGA
This is a messenger RNA of Quercus robur (English oak), 909 nucleotides long. RefSeq lists its product as uncharacterized. Lineage: Eukaryota; Viridiplantae; Streptophyta; Magnoliopsida; Fagales; Fagaceae. The transcript is spliced from 2 exons. The record is from RefSeq and is a predicted model, not a curated record. Bases 1 to 909 code for a protein of 302 amino acids.